ACCAGGAAAUGACUUUGCACUUCAAAGUAAACGUAACUCUCUCUCUCUCUCUCUCUGUGAGUUCAAGAAAAUGGCCGAAGCCAGUAUUUCAGUAGAUCUGGACCAGUUCAUCUGUUCAGUUUGUCUGGACCUACUGAAGGAUCCAGUGGUGAUCCCCUGUGGUCACAGUUUCUGUAAGGUGUGUAUUAAUGACUGCUGGGAUCAGGAGGAUCAGAAGGGCGUCUACAGCUGUCCUCAGUGCAGAGACACUUUCACUCCAAGGCCUGUUCUACGCAGAAACAACAUGCUGUCUGAAGUGGUGGAGAAACUGAAGAAGAAGACUGAAGUCCAAGCUGCUUCUCCUGCUCACUGUUACGCUGGACCUGGAGAUGUGGAGUGUGAUUUCUGCACUGGGAGAAAACACAAAGCUAUCAAGUCCUGUCUGACGUGUGUGGCUUCCCUUUGUGAAACUCAUUUAAAACCUCAUCUUGAAAUUCCUGCUUUGAAAAAGCACAAGUUAAUCGAGGCUUCUGGAAAUCUACAAGAGAAGAUCUGCUCUGCGCAUGAUAAAGUACUGGAGAUCUACUGUCGUACUGACCAAAGCUUCAUCUGUUAUCUGUGUAUGACGGAUGAACACAAAAGCCACGACACCGUCUCAGUUAAAGCAUACAGAAGUGAAAAACAGAGUGAGUUAAAGGAGGAGCAGAUGAAAUCCCAGCAGAGACUCCAGGAGAAGCAGAAGAAGGUGCAGGAGCUGAAACAGACUGUGAACACUAUAAAGCACAGUGCACAGACAGCAGUGGAGGACAGUGAGAGGAUCUUUACUGAGCUGAUCAGCUCCAUGGAGAAAAAGCGCUGGGAGGUGACGGAGCUGAUCAGAGAUCAGGAGAAGGCUGAACUGAGUCGAGCUGAACGACUCCUGGAGCAACUAGAGCAGGAGAUUGCUGAUCUUCAGAGGAGAGUCACUGAGCUGGAGCAGCUUUCACACACACACGAUCACAUCCAUUUCCUCCAGGUAACACUCACUGUCAGACUCGAGGAAUUCUGCCAGGAGGAACUCAUCAAAAUCUCUGAACAUGUUGAAGACGUUCAGAUUUUACUCUCAGAGCCAAAGAGCAGAGACGAGUUUCUGAAAUAUUUCUGUGAUCUGGCUCUGGAUCCCAACACAGUAAAUUAUUACCUCAUUCUGUCUGAGAAGAACAGAGUGGUGACGGGCAUGAUCUGGGAGAUUCUCAGCUGGAAAUGCUCAGGUGCUGAGAAGAUCCCAAAUGGGAGUCUCCUGAAGCAAUACCUCCCAAAAGGAGUUAUGAAAGUCAUCAAGGGCUCAGAGUCUUCAUCUGGAGUGUAUUAUCCUGCUCAAGCUCAGUAUGAACCUUCAGUGCCCACCGCACCUGUGAUGAUGAACCCCGCCCAGCAGCAACAGGCUCCACCUCCUCAGCAGCAAGUCCCGCCCCAAAAGCACAAAAGGGAGCGCAAGCCGGAUCAGACCUGCAGUCUCAAACUUCUGGAGGACUUCACACAGCCUGCCGUCAUGCUCGGUUUCAUCUUUACUGAACACCGAGAUGUCAUCAGCAUGGCACAGUGUUCCUUUUGUGCCUGCAAUGAUCUGGGAGAUUCUCAGCUGGAAAUGCUCAGACAUGCAUUGAAUGUGUCCAGUACAGUCACUGGAUGGUUGUUGGGAUUGCUGAUCAUUCACUGUGCAUUUUGGAGAUUCCCAUCCCUGGCUUUUGAGUACAUGGAUUCUGUUCCUUCCUGGAAAAAGCACAAGUUAGUUGAAGCUUCUGGAAAUCUACAAGAGAAGAUCUGCUCUGAGCAUGAUAAAGAACUGGAGAUCUACUGUCGUACUGACCAAAGCUUCAUUUGUUAUCUGUGUAUGACGGAUGAACACAAAAGCCACGACACCGUCUCAGUUAAAGCAUACAGAAGUGAAAAACAGAGACUCGAGGAAUUCUGCCAGGAGGAACUCAUCAAAAUCUCUGAACAUGUUGAAGACGUUCAGAUUUUACUCUCAGAGCCAAAGAGCAGAGACGAGUUUCUGAAAUAUUUCUGUGAUCUGACUCUGGAUCCCAACACAGUAAAUUAUUACCUCAUUCUGUCUGAGAAGAACAGAGUGGUGACGCUCAGUGAGAGAGAGCAGCCGUACUCUGAUCAGCCAGAGAGAUUUGACCCCUACUGGCAGGUGUUGUGUAAGGAGAGAAAGCAGGAAGUGGCUCCUCAUUUCAGAGAAAACAAAACUCAGUCUCUCUCUCUCGCAUUGUGUGAGUUCAAGAAAAUGGCCGAAGCCAGUAUUUCAGUAGAUCAGGACCAGUUCCUCUGUUCAGUGUGUCUGGACCUACUGAAGGAUCCAGUGGUGAUCCCCUGUGGUCACAGUUUCUGUAAGGUGUGUAUUAAUGACUGCUGGGAUCAGGAUGAUAAGAGCGGAGUUUAUCGCUGUCCUCAGUGCGGAGACACUUUCACACCAAGGCCUGUUCUACGCAGAAACAACAUGCUGGCUGAAGUGGUGGAGAAACUGAAGAAGAAGAUUGAAGUCCAAGCUGCUUCUCCUGCUCACUGUUACGCUGGACCUGGAGAUGUGGAGUGUGAUUUCUGCACUGGGAGAAAACACAAAGCUGUUAAAUCCUGUCUGAUGUGUCUUGCCUCCUUUUGUGAAACUCAUCUGAAACCUCACUAUGAAGUUCCUUCCUGGAAAAAGCACAAGUUAGUCGAAGCUUCUGGAAAUCUACAAGAGAAGAUCUGCUCUGAGCAUGAUAAAGUACUGGAGAACUACUGUUGUACUGACCAAAGCUUCAUCUGUUAUCUGUGUAUGACGGAUGAACACAAAAGCCACGACACCGUCUCAGUUAAAGCAUACAGAAGUGAAAAACAGAGUGAGUUAAAGGAGGAGCAGAUGAAAUCCCAGCAGAGACUCCAGGAGAAGCAGAAGAAGGUGCAGGAGCUGAAACAGGCUGUGAACACUAUAAAGCUCAGUGCACAGACAGCAGUGGAGGACAGUGAGAGGAUCUUUACUGAGCUGAUCAGCUCCAUGGAGAAAAAGCGCUGGGAGGUGACGGAGCUGAUCAGAGAUCAGGAGAAGGCUGAACUGAGUCGAGCUGAACGACUCCUGGAGCAACUGGAGCAGGAGAUUGCUGAUCUUCAGAGGAGAGUCACUGAGCUGGAGCAGCUUUCACACACACACACACAUGAUCACAUCCAUUUCCUCCAGAGUUUCCAGUCUCUCUGUGUCUCUUCUGGAUGUGAGGACUCACCCAGCAUCACUGUCAAUCAACAUCUCUCAUUUGAUGGAGUGAGGAAAUCUCUCUCUGAUCUGAAAAAGAGACUCGAGGAAUUCUGCCAGGAGGAACUCAUCAAAAUCUCUGAACAUGUUGAAGACGUUCAGAUUUUACUCUCAGAGCCAAAGAGCAGAGACGAUUUUCUGAAAUAUUUUUGUGAUCUGACUCUGGAUCCCAACACAGUAAAUUAUCGCCUCAUUCUGUCUGAGAAGAACAGAGUGGUGACGUACAGUGAGAGAAAUCAGCCGUACUCUGAUCAUCCAGAGAGAUUUGACUCCUACGGGCAGGUGUUGUGUAAGGAGAGAGUGUGUGGACGCUGUUACUGGGAGGUGGAGUGGAGCAGUGAGGGAUAUGUGUUCAUAUCAGUCUCAUAUAAAGACAUCAGAAGGAAAGGACGGGGUAAUGAGUGUGCGUUUGGACGCAACAAUCAGUCCUGGAGUCUGCAGUGUUCUUCUUCUUCUCUCUUUUUCUAUCACAACAACAUUAAGACUGAUCUCAGAGUUCCAUCCCCCUCCAGAAUAGGAGUGUAUGUGGAUCACAGUGCAGGAACUCUGUCCUUCUACAGCGUCUCUGACACGAUGAAGCUCCUCCACAGAGUCCACACCACAUUCACUCAGCCUCUAUACGCUGGAUUCUGGCUCUACUGGUAUUUUAGGGUAAAUUCAGGACUAACUGUGAGGUUGUGCGAUCGAAAAAAAUAAUGAGUUUUUGGUGUUUUAUCGUCACUAAUUUGUUGAUUAAAAAAGAAAUCCAUGCACAUUUCCUUAUUGAUCCUCAAUUGUGAAAAAAUUACGAACAUUAAAUCAUUAAAAACACAAUGUUAAAACUCUGCAUUUCACCUCAGUCUAGAAUCAUCAGCUACAGAUAUAAAGGAAAUGAAAUUGUAAGAUCUGAAUGUACGGCCAAUAAAAUAUAAAAUCUCUACUGAUUUCUGAAAUUAGUGCAGCAAAAUGCCUGAGCUUUCUCUAAAGUCUGCAUUUAUUGGGUUUUAUGUU
Messenger RNA from Neoarius graeffei (lesser salmon catfish), 4243 nucleotides. RefSeq lists its product as uncharacterized. Bases 71 to 3949 code for a protein of 1292 amino acids. NCBI's taxonomy places the organism in Eukaryota, Metazoa, Chordata, Actinopteri, Siluriformes, Ariidae. The record is from RefSeq and is a predicted model, not a curated record. Gene Ontology annotation, molecular function: zinc ion binding; protein binding. The transcript is spliced from 20 exons.